UCCGACGCUUCGGUCGGAUUGACUUAAGCGGUUCCUCGAGGUUCGUGAAGGCAGCAGAGCGGCUGGUCCAAUCAGGAGCGAGCUCAGAGUGACGUAGUGGAUGUAAACAAACAGGACAGCGCGGCCAUUACAGUCAGAAGAGUUCCACUCGUCCUUCUCCUCGGAAUAAACACACCCGUCCAGAGUCCGACAUGAAGGACCCGAGAAUCGGCGACGGCUCGUCGAACAUGUCGAUCAACGAGGUGAUCCUGAACAACCAGUUCAACUCCGAUGAAAAUCCUUUCGCCGAGUUCAUGUGGAUGGAGAACGAGGAGGAGUUCAACAGGCAGGUGGAGGAGGAGCUGUGGGAGGAGGAGUUCAUCGAGCGCUGCUUCCAGGAGAUGCUGGAGGAGGAGGAGCAGUGGGAGUGGUUCAUCCCGUCCCGAGACCUCCCCCCCGGCACCGUCAGCCAGCUGCAGGAGCAGAUCAGUCUCCUGGUCCUGGACGGGGACGUCCAAUCAGACGCGGACUGUGAGGUGGUGGUGGUGAACAGCAGUCUCAACCCCAACGCCAAGGAGUUCACCCCGGGCAUCCAGAAACAUGUCAUGUGACCCCAGCAGGCUCCGCCCCAGCCCUGCCCCACCCCCCAAGCACUGUGACAUCACCA
Molecule: messenger RNA, 646 nt
Organism: Mugil cephalus (flathead mullet)
Lineage: Eukaryota; Metazoa; Chordata; Actinopteri; Mugiliformes; Mugilidae
Product: polyadenylate-binding protein-interacting protein 2-like
Exons: 4
Coding region: 192-590 (132 amino acids)
Biological process (GO): negative regulation of translational initiation
Cellular component (GO): cytoplasm
Molecular function (GO): mRNA regulatory element binding translation repressor activity
Source: RefSeq, a predicted model, not a curated record